Molecule: messenger RNA, 1348 nt
Organism: Gadus chalcogrammus (walleye pollock)
Lineage: Eukaryota; Metazoa; Chordata; Actinopteri; Gadiformes; Gadidae
Product: protein rapunzel-like
Exons: 3
Coding region: 75-1262 (395 amino acids)
Source: RefSeq, a predicted model, not a curated record
AAAAAACUCCAUCGUAGCCGUUGCUGGAUCAGGCCGGGCGUGGACAGGAGGACAGGAGCCGUCAGCCUGAGACCAUGAGCGCCCCCCUGGAGAGGGCCGUGGCCCAGAAGAAGGAGGCCAUCGAGGCGGCCAUGGAGAUGUUUGAGCGCGGCGCCGAGGUGCUGGCGAGCGCGGUGGGCGAGCUCCUCCCCCUGUGCACGGCCGCCGCCCCCGUGCUGCGCCUGGCGCUCCACAACGUCCAGAGCAAGGAGGUCUUCUACGUCAAGGAGCAGUUCCUCACCGUGCGCAACCGGCUGGACGUGCUCUCGGGCCAGCUGGACGACAUCGACGGGGAGCUGCGGAGGAGCCGGCUGGACGCGCACUACUUCGGCGUGGAGGAGAACGUCAGGAACCAGUUCAGGAAGUACAUGGACAUCCUGGAGGCCAAGCCGGAGUUCCACGCGGUGAAGACCCGGCUGUUCCGGGAGCACUUCGCCCGGACGGGAGGGGAGAAGAACCUCUAUGUGCUGUACGAGGCGGUGAUGGGUCUCAACAGCUUCGGGGAGUCGGUCCUAGACGUGGUGGAGAGGUACGUCUCGAGGAACCGGCGUCUCCUGGAGGACUUCUGCGUGAGGCUGAAGGAGCUCUUCUGCCUGGGUCUGAUCGCUCUGCUGGGCCACUGCGCCCUCACCCAGGAGGACGAGGAGGACGAGAAGAUCCAGGACUGGAGCGGCCGCAUCGACCAGGUGGAGUCCAAGAUGAAGGCCGUCAUCGAGGCGUGCGUGGCGGCCUUCCCCGAGCAGGCCAAGACGGACGCAGAGCGGCUGCUGAAGGAGAGAGACGGGCAGGAGCUCCCGGACGUCGCCCAGGCUCUGCGGGAGUUCCUGGCGGGGAAGUACGACUGGGUGAGCUGGUCCGUGCGGGUCAUCAACCACGCGGGGAGCACCUACCGCAAGUGGAGGGCCGGGGAGCACUUCCACCACGUGGCCGGUCGGAACUGGUUCGAGGUGCUCCAGGUGAACAACGUCAACCUGGUGGUCUCCUACCAAGAGGGGGCCGCUCCCCAGAAGGUCCCCCGAGACCUGAUCCAGGAGCUGAUGGAGGGCCCGGGCAGGAAGGGGAACGCCCAGGCCGUGGUGGAGGUCCUGGAGAAGCAGCUGGGCGGGUUCGUGGUGCACGCCGUCAGCCGCCACAAGGAGAGCACGGCCGCCUGGAGCUUCCCCGAGGAGUCGCACUACUGGGAGAGGCACAAGAACGUGGCGGUCUGCGUCCACCCGGAGUAGACGGGGGUUUGGUUUCUUGGGGUUUGGUUGUUUUUGGUGCGUUGUCGUCAUGAUGCACUAUGUGUUUCGUGGAGUUUCUAGGUAAA